This is a messenger RNA of Cynoglossus semilaevis (tongue sole), 1902 nucleotides long. It is a transcript of the gene gbp, whose product is annotated as glycogen synthase kinase binding protein. The record is from RefSeq and is a predicted model, not a curated record. Gene Ontology annotation, cellular component: cytoplasm. NCBI's taxonomy places the organism in Eukaryota, Metazoa, Chordata, Actinopteri, Pleuronectiformes, Cynoglossidae. The coding region runs from base 612 to 1151 and encodes 179 amino acids. The transcript is spliced from 2 exons.
GUGAUUUCACCACGUGUACUGCUGCUCUUUAACGUCUAUGUUUACUGCCUCACACCAGUGUGACACGUGGACGGGGCCAUAAAGAGACUAUGUGCAGUGUAUAUAUAUAUUGAGAAGGUAAAUUUUUUUUUUUGAAGGAUUUUAAACGCCUCGCUUUGUUUGUUUUUCCUGGAGAGACGGUAGACAGUUAGUGUCUUAUGUAAUGUCCAUUUGGACAGAUCGCGCCAAAACGCAUGUUGGGUCGGGUGUAUAAAAGGGGACGCCUGGAUCAUUUCAACGCCUCAAAAGACGUUAAUCGAACUAUUUACAAUUUUAUAUAAUUUCGAAUACAUGUUUUAUUUCUUACAAACUGAUAUUUUAGCUGAGGGAGGAGGAUGCGUGUACAGCAAAUGUCUGUUUUGGUCGCUGAACCCCCCUCCCUUCUAGAGGGAACAUGGUAGAGUCCAUUACACGUCAUCCAUUGUUUACAAAUCUAGCCUGGUUGUCGGUCGGAGCUGAGCGGCGUGGCGACAGCGAGCGAGGAGUGAGGAGCGGCCAGGCGGCACUCAUUCAUCCCAACAACCAAGACCCUUCCCCGGACACACCCGACAGACCAUACUGCCGCCACCGAAAUGCCGUGUCGGAAGGAGAACUACAUUUUCCUGGAACAGUCGGUCACCGUCGACUCGAAAGAAGUUGACGCGCUGGUGACGAAGAUCGGCGAGGCGCUUCAGCUUCACAACAAUAGCGGCUGCGGUGGUGGUGGUGGAGGGCAGAUGAAGUCGAUGUCCGUUUCCUGCUUGAGUGGACUCGCUAGCAGCGGCUGCUGCGGAGGUACAGGGUUGAAGCCCACGGCUAACAUCGUGGCCCCCGCCUUCAGACGCAGCAGCAGCGGUGGAGCCGGCGGCAGUGGCAGCUGUUGUAUGCGUCUGCGGAGCCGCGGGCAGCGGGGGAGCAGCAGGGCGAGUCCGUACAGUAUUCCCGGGUCAAAUGGCGAGCAGGACUGGGACCAGAUCAAGCCGUGGAGCAAAAAACGGGUCGGUGUUGUGGACGAGGAUGACGACGACCCGCACAGGCUCCUCCAGGAGUUAAUUUUAUCUGGGAAUCUAAUCAAAGAGGCCGUUCGGAGGUUGCAGUUCUCAGCCGCAGCUGCGGACAACGUGUCGUGCUGAUGAAGGGUACAAGACGCACCGUGGACCAGGGAUGUUUUUCCUGUUCCUUCGCCACAAUGACACUAUACACCCGGGGACUGAUUAAGACUAAAUGAAUUCACAAUAAUGGUAGCUACGUUUUUUUCCACCAAGUUUCGGACGUUUUGUAAUGUUUUUUUGUUUUGUUUUUUACGAUAGCAAUUGUUAGCCACUCAGGCUAAUGAGCCGUGAUGUUUAUGUUUGAAUAAUGUGGAGGAGGUAGAGGGUUGAGGGCAAUAUCAAAGGCAAAAAGACUCGAAAUGUUUUAAGGAACGGAAGAGUCGUUGAUGUAUAAUAUCAUUUUACAAAACGUUGUGGUUUUUACUUCAGAAAUCCUGCGUUUCUAACCACAAAUAUUUUAAGGUCUGGUCAGAGCCCUUGCAUCAUGGUGGCAGCCAUCUUGCACCGCCAUAUUCUUUUGCUGACACUGUCAUCGAAAGAUGUUUAUUUUAAUGGCCGUGUAAAAACUACUUAUUUAAUGUUGCCAUAAAUAAUGUAGGCUAGCACACGUUUCACGUUUCUCUGUAAAUAUGGACAAAUAUGUUUGCCAAAUAGGAAUGGGACAAAAUGGCGUUUUUCGAAGUUGAGAAUUUUUCAAAAAGUCAAAUUUCCUUUUUCCAUUUCAAUUUCUCUCGUGAGUGGAUUUUUUUUUUGAAACCCAUAUAUCUAAAUUAGCUGGAAAGUGUUGAUACAUUAUUGCAACUUUUUUUAAAUUUAGGAUUUCUUUAGUACA